Molecule: messenger RNA, 805 nt
Organism: Acanthochromis polyacanthus (spiny chromis)
Lineage: Eukaryota; Metazoa; Chordata; Actinopteri; Pomacentridae
Product: coiled-coil-helix-coiled-coil-helix domain-containing protein 5
Exons: 4
Coding region: 147-470 (107 amino acids)
Source: RefSeq, a predicted model, not a curated record
AGAACAGGUUCACAUGUUCUAUUUCCAUCCAGUCAGAAGGUAUGAGAUGUGUAGUUACCGUAUGUCCAUGGCUCCACAUGUAGAAUCGCUGGUGUUGUAACCUUGGUUGAUCAAUUUCUUCGCUUGAAACAGCUUAAAAGAGGAAAAUGCAGGCUGCUAUGGAUAUCACGUCCAAGUACUGUCAUAAAGAAAUGGAGGCUUAUGGGUCAUGUGUGGCCUCCAACCCCUCAACAUGGCAGCAAAACUGCCAUGAACUGAAGAUGAAGGUUGCACAGUGUACAUCAUCACACCCAGUGAUCCAGAAGAUCAGGCAGGACUGUUCUAAGGAGUUUGUGGAGUUUGAGCGCUGCUUGAGAGAAAACCAGGACAAGCCUGCCUCCUGCUCACCACAUGUGGCUCGCUUUCUGGGCUGUGCAGAGACAGUGGACCUCAGUGGAGUGGCUGCAAACCUUUUACCUCAGCCAUCAUAGCAGUCUUCCAUCACCAGAUGACGCUUGUCUUCACAGCAGCACAGGUGGGCUGGUUUCUUAUGUAUCCCAGCCAUGAUACUUGAUAUACCGUGACUGCUGAAAUAUCAGUUUUGUCAAAUAACGUGACUAUUUGUCUUCAAAAAUAAGAUACAGCACAUUGAUGCUACAUCACUGUGAGCAAGAUGGUUUAUGUCGAAUAUUUAAUUACUGUAUCAGUGUUUUGCUCUUCAUCCAAGUGUGUAAAAAUCAUAUUUAUGCUUGUCUGUAUGCAAGGAAGUCUUGGUUUGUACUGUUUUUUUAUUUCAUUAAAACUGAUGGUGGGCUUGUAUUAUUCA